ACAAUUCAGUUCUUUUGUGUCUCUUUUGGAGGUUUUCAUUUGGUUUCAGGCACUCAAAUGGAUGAAAUUGCAGCUGGUUCGAGCAGUGGCGGUGUUAGGAUCUUGGGGGUAGUUCGUGGAGAAACAGGGGGCUUUUGGACAGAUUGUGGGUGGAAUUCUAUUAGAGAAGGUGUUUUUGCAGGAAUGCCUUUUCUGUCAUUCCCAAUAGGAAUGGACCAAAUUACAAAUAGUAAGUCAAUCGAGGAAGAUUUUAAAAUUGGUUGGAGAGUUAGAAAGGAGACGAGGAGGGUGGAAAUUUUGGUGAAAAGAGAUGCAAUAAUGGAGCUUUUGCGGAAGUUUGUGGAUAUGGAAAGCAUCGAAGUCAAAGAAAUGAGGAAAAGGGCGAAAAAUCUCCAGGAAUUAUAUGAAAAUGCAAUUGCAGAAGCACCAAAUCCUUCAUUCGGUACAUUGCUCAAUAUUCUCAGUGGGCAUAGAGCUGCCUCCAAAAAUAUUCAUGAUUCAUCUGUAUGAAACUUGUGAAUUUGACCAUGUGGUAAAACACAAAAUCUCUUGGAUUGGAGCAAUUUCAUCGUUUUUUGUGUCUUACGAUGGUUAGG
Messenger RNA from Pistacia vera, 596 nucleotides. Its product is annotated as UDP-glycosyltransferase 87A2-like. The transcript is spliced from 2 exons. NCBI's taxonomy places the organism in Eukaryota, Viridiplantae, Streptophyta, Magnoliopsida, Sapindales, Anacardiaceae. The coding region runs from base 58 to 510 and encodes 150 amino acids. The record is from RefSeq and is a predicted model, not a curated record.